AUGGCGCACCAAAUGUUGGCUCCGUCCGUGAACUGUUCGCUGGAUGAUAUCGAUCUGAACGCACUAAAGGAUCCUGCUGGAAUCUUUGAGCUGAUCGAAGUCGUCGGAAAUGGAACAUACGGACAGGUGUACAAGGGUCGCCACACAAAGACUGGACAACUCGCUGCCAUUAAGGUGAUGGACGUCACCGAGGAGGAGGAGGAAGAGAUCAAGCUAGAGAUCAACGUAUUAAAGAAAUAUUCCAACCAUCGCAACAUUGCCACAUACUAUGGUGCAUUUAUCAAAAAGACGCCCGCCGGCAAAGACGACCAGCUGUGGCUGGUGAUGGAGUACUGCGGGGCCGGUUCCGUCACCGAUCUGGUAAAGUCGACCAAGGGCCAGAGCCUGAAGGAGGAAUGGAUAGCGUACAUCUGUCGCGAGAUUCUGCGCGGUCUGAGCUACCUGCACACGAACAAGGUGAUACACCGUGACAUCAAGGGGCAGAAUGUGCUGCUGACCGACAACGCGGAGGUCAAGCUGGUCGACUUCGGUGUUUCGGCCCAGCUGGACAAAACCAUCGGCCGGCGGAACACUUUCAUUGGUACUCCCUACUGGAUGGCGCCGGAAGUCAUAGCUUGUGAUGAAAACCGGGACGCAACGUACGAUAACCGGUCCGAUCUCUGGUCACUAGGUAUUACCGCGCUCGAAAUGGCAGAAUCACAGCCACCGCUGUGUGAUCUUCAUCCGAUGCGUGCGCUCUUUCUAAUUCCGCGCAAUCCACCACCGCGCAUGAAGUCGAAGAAGUGGUCGAAAAAAUUCCACAGCUUCAUCGACACGGUGCUGGUGAAAGAUUACCAUCAACGGCCUUACACGGAGCAGUUACUGAAGCACCCUUUCAUCAAAGAGCAACCAACAGAAAGACAAGUUAGAAUACAGCUUAAAGAUCAUAUCGAUAGGUGUAAGAAGCGUAAGCAGGAGAAGGAACGCGACGACUAUCGUUAUUCCGGAUCGGAAAAUGACGACGACGACGGACAAACGGCUGGCGAACCAUCUUCGAUCAUUCAGGCACCGGGCAACGAUACGCUGCGGCGUACGUUCCAUCAGAUACAGGAGGGUCGAAUGCAGAACCCCGAACAGCAGCAGCCACCGAACCGAAAUCAGAAACCACAACCUCGAGAUGAACGAAGUAAACCGCAACCGGUAGAGGAACCGGGUCCACCAUCCAGACCACAGCUACCGCAGCGUCUGAUAGUGGUACCGGAUCCACCGCCGAACAGUAACGCAAACCGACCGCUGCCACCGACACCGCGCAGUGGUAGCGGUUCGUCCUCCCAACCACAACAGCCAUCGUCACAGACGCCACAACAACCGGCACGCAAUCAGCAAAACUUCUUCAAACCGGUGCUGCCACCGAGACGACCUGAGGAAUUGGACAUGUUGGCCGCACAAUUAAACGAACUGGGCGUCUCCUCCCCCCCGCAGCAGUCGCAGCAAGCGCAACCGGAGGCGCCACCACGGAACAAUCGCCCCCAGCCCGGACCGCCCGUGCCUGGUCAGCAGGCGGCCCAGCAGCAACAGGUCAGUGCGGGAGGUGGGGUUGGUGCUAGCGGUGUCGGCAAGGCACCCGCCAUCGCGCCGAAUGGCAACAAUAACAGCAGCAAUGGGGGCGGUGGCAGCAGCGGCAACAUCAAUAACAAUAACCAUCAUCCGCAACCGAUCAAUCCGCUCGAUCCGAUCGAAAGCUCCGACUCGGACUCGGAACCGGAGGAACCGAACGGCCGAACACGAAACGACGGCACGCUUCUGGCCAGCGAUCCACCGAUGCCACUUCCCGAAUUUUCCUAUAGGACGGGUGGCUUGGGAGUGCUCGCCGAAUCCGACCAGAACAAUCAGUCGUCGUCGAGUACGCCAGCGGGCAGUGGAGCCGGUGUCCUGUCGCCACCGGGAGGCGGGGGCGGCGGCGGUGGUGGACCUCCGAACCGACCGCUACCACCAACGCCGGACGACGAUGAUGCACAGGGCGACGGGACACUCAUCAAGCGGAACUUCGACAAUAAGUCGUCCUCGUCGAUCGGAACGACCACCACCUCAUCGUCCGCCUCGACCGGCUCAACGACGCACUCCGAAAGCGACGAGGCCGUGCUGUUGCGCGAUUGGGACUUCGAAAGAUUCUUCCCAUCGAACGAGCGCCCGAAACCGGCCCAGCGUCACUCGAUGUCGGACAAAACGUCAUCGUCCUCCUCGAACUCGCCGGCCGACUCGAACGGGCGCCUGCGCCCGAACGCGAUCGACAACAAAACCCGCAAGGAGCUGGCCAACUCGACCGCUUCCUGCGCGAUGAAGCAUCCGUACCAGCAGCAACCGAUGAACCUGGCGUACGCCGAGAAGCGUAAGGUGGAGGAGAUGAACAACAAGAUCCGGCUGGAGGAGCAGGUGAAGCACGAAAUCUUUGCCCGCCAACGGUUACAGCUGGAUAAGGCUUCUUCGCCCUCCCGAGCCCCGGGCGGGCAACAACCGUCCCAGCAACAGCAGGCACACAAACGGCAGGAGUCGGAUUCGCGACUGCCGCUCAACUUUGCCCGUGCAUUCCGGCGCGAAAAUUCGGACUUUUUCCCACUCUCCAAGCGUCACUCGGCGAUACUGGGCGAAGCGACGGCGGAUGCGAAAUCAAUGUCACCGGGAGGGGGAGGCAGCAGUGCAGGCAGCCAGGGUUUGCACCAGCAGCAGCAACAACGCUCCAGUGCGAUCUUUUCGCGCAGCAGUCGCAACAAAUUCGAGCCAAUCUUGACCAACUUUUCGCUCAACAAUCCGUCCGGCAGUGAUGACGAGCGGCGUACAUCGUCCCGUCUAACUCCACCGCGGCUCGGCCAUCAGCAGGGUGCUGGAGCAGCAAGUGAAGGUGGUAGCGGUAGCGGUGUUGGUGGUGGGAACCCUACCGGCCGACAGCAGAGUCCGCUGGCAGGGUCGCAGGUGGCCGCCACCCGCAACAUGGACUUCUUGCGUCCGCGUCGCGAAAAAACUGAAUCGGUUAUCUUCGUACGUAAUUCGCCGAACCGGCCGCAGCAAUUGUUGCUGCUUGAUGGUCAACAGAAGAAUCGCUCCGGGGAGAACAGCAGCCUCGGUACGCCCGGGCAGCGAACGAGCAGCGUCCUGCCGGAUCUACUUAGUCAAGCAUCACCGGCAACACCUCCGAGACAUGACAAAUCCGCCAGCGAGGAGUAUCGGGCAGCGGUUAAUUCCUCCGUACAGUCGAACCUCGUCCCCGGUAGCAUGCAAUCCAAAUCCUUCCUUCCAGCUCCAAACAGUACGAACGGCGCAACCAACACCACCACCAACAACCUGAGCGCCGCUGGCCCGGUCAGUGGCACACCGGGCAGUAAAGGGAACGCUUCGCCCCAUUCGACCGUGUCGAACUCGUCGUCCUCCCGCAACAACAGUCCCAAUCAUUCGAUUAACACUAGACUCCUAAGCAGUAGUAGUAAUAGUAGUAGUAGCGUCGUCGUCGUCAAUCAUAAACUGCUCAAUAACAAUCAUUUACUACCUCCUCCCUACCAUCAACAAUAUCACCACCAACAACAACAUCAUCCAAUGCAACAUCACCAUCUGCCAAUGGGAACAAUGCCGGUGCAUCUGCUUCCCGGUGCUAAUGGGAACGCCAACAACCAACAAUCAUCACCGGGUGCGGCACCACAAACGCAACAACCACCGCUGCCGGUGUCGCCAUUUUCGCUGGCCCUGCAACAGAAGCAGCGCAGCUUUCUCACGUUUGGCUUCGGCGCACAGUCAGGCGGAUCGGCCGCAUCGCGCCGCGAAAGCCAUGUGAACGUGAACGUCACACCGACGUCCCAUGAUGCGGCAAGCGAUACGCCCGAAAUUCGGAAGUACAAGAAGCGCUUCAAUUCGGAGAUCCUUUGUGCGGCACUGUGGGGCGUGAACCUGCUGAUCGGUACGGAGAAUGGGUUGAUGUUGCUGGAUCGAUCCGGACAGGGCAAGGUCUACCAGCUGAUAUCUCGUAGACGGUUCCAGCAGAUGGAGGUGCUCGAAGGACAAAACAUUCUGGUGACCAUCUCGGGCAAGAAGAAUCGUGUCCGCGUGUACUACCUGUCCUGGCUCAAGUCGAAGAUCUUGCGCACGGAUGGACUGACGGAUCAACAAGUGGAACGUCGCAACGGCUGGAUCAAUGUCGGUGAUCUGCAGGGUGCAGUGCACUUCAAGAUCGUCAAGUACGAGCGAAUCAAAUUCCUUGUGAUCGCUCUGAAAGACUCGAUCGAAAUCUAUGCCUGGGCCCCGAAGCCCUAUCAUAAGUUUAUGGCAUUUAAGAGCUUCGGUGAGCUGAUGCAUCGGCCCCUUUUGGUCGAUCUGACGGUCGAGGAACAGACGCGGCUAAAGGUCAUCUACGGGUCGGCGGAAGGUUUCCAUGCGGUCGAUCUCGAUUCGGCAACCGUUUACGAUAUCUAUCUUCCUAAGCAUACUCAGGGUCCAAUUUCGCCACAUUGUAUCGUAACACUGCCGAACUCGAACGGUAUGCAGCUGUUGCUGUGCUACGACAACGAGGGUGUCUACGUCAACACGAUGGGCCGCGUGUCGAAGAACAUCGUGCUGCAGUGGGGUGAAAUGCCAACCUCCGUUGCGUACAUCGGUACCGGUCAAAUUAUGGGCUGGGGCAACAAAGCAAUCGAGAUCCGCUCGGUAGAAACCGGCCACCUGGAUGGUGUGUUUAUGCACAAAAAGGCGCAACGUCUCAAGUUCCUUUGCGAGCGGAACGACAAGGUUUUCUUCAGCAGUGCCAAAGGCGGCUCGUCCUGUCAGAUCUACUUCAUGACGCUGAAUAAACCGGGCAUGGCCAAUUGGUAA
Messenger RNA from Anopheles marshallii, 4833 nucleotides. RefSeq names its product mitogen-activated protein kinase kinase kinase kinase 4 (gene msn). Gene Ontology annotation, molecular function: protein kinase activity; ATP binding. Lineage: Eukaryota; Metazoa; Arthropoda; Insecta; Diptera; Culicidae. The transcript has 18 exons. The record is from RefSeq and is a predicted model, not a curated record. Gene Ontology annotation, biological process: protein phosphorylation. Bases 1 to 4833 code for a protein of 1610 amino acids.